ACAGCCAGGCCGGAGCCAGGGGUGCCUCCACUCAUAUGGGCCUCGGCUAGAGGCGCUGCAGCCUCGCCCACCCCUGCCCCCGCCCCACCCCCAUUUCCCCAUCCCCGCUCCCCGGGAAGCCCCGAUGCUGGCCAAGAGGAAGCCGGUGCUGCCGGCGCUCAACAUCACCCCCACCAUCGCCGAGGGCCCGUCCCCGACCAGCGAGGGCGCGUCCGAGGCAAACUUGGCAGACCUGCAGAAAAAAUUAGAGGAGCUAGAACUUGAUGAGCAGCAAAAGAAGCGGCUGGAAGCUUUCCUCACCCAAAAGGCAAAAGUUGGGGAGCUGAAGGAUGAUGACUUUGAGAGAAUCUCUGAACUGGGAGCUGGCAAUGGUGGGGUGGUCACCAAAGUGCAACAUAGGCCCUCAGGCCUCAUCAUGGCCCGAAAGUUGAUUCACCUAGAGAUCAAACCAGCGAUCCGGAACCAGAUUAUCCGUGAACUCCAGGUCCUACAUGAAUGCAAUUCUCCGUACAUCGUGGGUUUCUAUGGUGCCUUUUAUAGUGAUGGAGAGAUUAGCAUCUGCAUGGAGCACAUGGAUGGAGGUUCUCUGGAUCAAGUAUUGAAAGAGGCCAAGAGAAUUCCUGAAGAAAUCUUGGGAAAGGUUAGCAUUGCGGUUCUUCGGGGUUUGGCUUAUCUAAGAGAGAAACACCAGAUUAUGCACAGAGAUGUGAAACCUUCUAACAUCUUGGUCAAUACCCGGGGAGAGAUCAAGCUUUGUGAUUUUGGGGUGAGCGGGCAACUCAUCGACUCGAUGGCAAAUUCCUUUGUAGGAACCCGAUCCUACAUGUCUCCGGAGCGAUUACAAGGCACCCACUACUCAGUCCAGUCAGAUAUUUGGAGCAUGGGCUUGUCCCUAGUAGAGCUGUCCAUUGGAAGGUACCCGAUUCCCCCACCAGACUCCAAGGAACUAGAAGCGAUAUUUGGUCGGCCCAUGGUCGAUGGGGCAGAGGGAGAACCUCACAGCAUCUCACCACGGCCACGACCCCCAGGACGUCCCAUCAGUGGUCAUGGGAUAGACAGUCGGCCUGCCAUGGCCAUCUUUGAGCUAUUGGAUUAUAUUGUUAAUGAGCCUCCACCUAAGCUGCCGAAUGGUGUUUUCACACAAGAUUUCCAGGAGUUUGUAAAUAAAUGCUUAAUUAAAAACCCAGCUGAGAGGGCCGAUCUGAAGAUGCUGAUGAAUCACACUUUUAUCAAACGGUCAGAAGUGGAAGAAGUGGAUUUUGCAGGCUGGUUAUGUAAAACUCUGAGGUUAAACCAGCCCAGCACUCCCACACGCACUGCCAUGUGAUGGUGAAGCAGGCAGUCCUGUGUCCAUCAUCUGUUUCCCUGUCCAUCACUGUUUUCUGCCCUUUGGGCUAAAGACAAUCUCCUCCUCAGUUCCUUUGCCCCUCCUCCCUCCUUGCCCACCCUUUUCUCCUCUUCCCACCUAGACCCUGACUUGGAUAACACCAUUGCGGGAAAUGUCUGUUGCCCCUUAUGAACAAGCCAAAACCAGCUUGCUUUAUUUUGUUAAUUCUCCUGCACGCCUACUCCAGUCCAGUGCAGCUCUUUCUCUGAUAUUCGGGAAUUGUGGUGCUCCUGUUGUUCACUUUGGGUUUUUUAAAAAGAAAAAAAAAAAAAAGGCAGGGGAACCAAAUUGUGCACAUCAUGCUUGUCCCCCUCCAUUGGGUGUUUGUCCUUCCUUUUAAUCCCCAGGUCUAGGGGCUUGCAGAAACCCACCUCUAGAAGUAGACCGCUGAGUGGUAGAGCCAGGCCGAACGAGGAGGAAGGGUUGAAUUCAAAGAUGAUUCUAGCUUUUUUUUUAAAGUAAAUAACCACAAAUCCUAGGUGUUGGCUUGUUGAGCAGGCCAAAGAAAGGGCAGUGCCUGUUGGUUUUCAGUGGUCACCUAGCUUUGUCUCUGUACUACUAUCCUGUGGUGGUUUUGAUCAUGUUAGAAGAUGUCAGAAUCAGUGAAAAUUAUUUUUUAAGUUAGAGAAACAGAAGAACCCUAUUCUCUCCCUUCCCCCCCAGAUCCUCCCUUUCUUGUUAUUCAGGGCCUAGCAACAAAGGUCUUUCUGAGAACGAUGGCCACUAAACUUAAGCAGUUUGAUAUUAGAUGGCUGCUUUGUCCUGCCUCUGACCCCAUAAGGGAAAAAGUUUCAACUUGUACUGCCCUUGGAUGAGUUUAUAUUUCACUUCCCAGAUGGGAAGUGUCAAUGUGAUUUAAAAAAAAAAAAACCUCUAUAGUAAAUAAAAAUGAUCCAAGAUUUUAAUAGAUGUUCAGGAGCAGGUCUGGCUCUUUGGCCUUUCUCAGCCUACGCUGAUCCUGCUUUACUUGCCCAGGGUGCACACAAGAACCUCAAAUCAUUCACCCUCAGCCAGAAAGGAUUUAGAUCUGCUCUAACUUGGGGCCCAAUAUGCCCUUCUUUACCCUGGCAAAACUGGUUUUAUCUGUCCAUAGUACUUAGCUUAAAUCUUACUUAGCUUCAGAAGCGUGAGGCCUAGUCUCCCCAAUACAAUGAAAGGUAGAAUAUAGAAUGGGUAAGAGAUGCUACCAUCCUUCCCUAGGUGGUAAACCAACUUCUUUGGUCCAGUCACCACUGAGGGAAGGUGGCUUGUUUGACCGAGAGUUGGUAGGAAGCAGUGUACUCUUAAAGGUGUUUUCUGGGCUUUGAUUCUUCCCUGAAGAUGCUGAGAUGUGAGAAAUCUGUUCCCUUCAUUUUUUCCUAGCUUAAACCAAUGAUAAUCUGCAAGUUGCAUGCAAGUAGCUUUAAAAGAAUGGUGCUUAUCAUAACCCAGGUGAUCAGCAUUUGUGUGAAGAAAGGGAAGUGAAUAAGAAUAUUCCCAAGAAUCUCCCUCCCCUUUUUUAAGUGGCUAGAAAUCAGGCCAUGUGCAGAUCAGUUGAAGGAACUUUGAAAUAGAAAAAGAAUGAGGGAGGAGGACAUCCCAGUUGGAAAACUAGGAAUGAGUAAAUUUUGCAAAAAAAAAGAAAAAAGACAGAUUUAGAUUUGAUGUAAGAAAAAACUUUAUAAUAGAGCUGUCCAAAAGUGGAAUGGACUGCCUGAGGAGGUAAUGAAUUCCCCGUCCCUAAAGAUCUUCAACCAAAGUCCUACACAGCUAGCUAGAUAUGUCAGGUAUGUGGAGGGGAUUCCUUUUCAAUUAUGGGAUGGACCAGAUUAACAUCCCGUGUUCUCUUAUUAUCCUAUAAUUCUAUGAUUUUGUCCCUAGUGGGUUAGGGCUCAGUUCUUUACUAGUCCCUCUAUGUGACCUCUGAUCCUGGAGGGUAAAUGUUGGACUGCAAACUGCUAAGCACACUUGUCUAUGCCUACAUACUUUUUUUGGGUUCUCCUUGAAAAACCCAGCGAGAUGUCCCCCUCUGACACUUUCCCAAGUUUGUUUUCUUCCCGGGUAAACAAAGGAGAGGCUACUUUUGUUCUUAAUCUGAUUUUGACAAGCAACUACAACACUUACUCUGGGUUUUGUCCUUCCUCCAGGGACUGACACUUAUACAGUGUUGCAGGUUUUAAAAACAAAUCUCUCCCAAGUUCUCAAGCUGCUGUUGUGUAGGUAACCAAGCUCCCUUAGGAGCAUCCCUCAGAGGGGAAGUCUGAUGUCUCUCUAGGAUUGAUCUGUGCAUUAAUACAUGCUUGAAUUUCUUAGCUAUGCCUUCUCAGAAGGUGCUGAGCUUUUCUCUCUCCUCAACAAAAGGGUCUGGAUUUAGGGGUAAGAGCUAGAUGAGCCUGGGGCCUGAUAACUGGCCUUUCCAGGCUUCCCAGGAGAAGCAGUAUGGUCUAGUGGAAAGAGGGCCACAUUGGAAUGGAAUUAACUUUGGAAUUCAGGCUUGCUUACCGUUGUGAGCCGAGUUAUUGAGGGCAUUUCCGUAUCUAAAUCCUUUGAAGUUCUCUGGGAGGGAAUUGAGAUUGUAUUGCACAGACUCUGGAUGAAUUUGGGAUCAGCAGGAAGAACAGCUAGACCAUCUGCAUCCGACCCUGUACUGUUGGUUAGAUCCUCACGCUCUCCUGCUUAGAGUUAGAGCAAUGGAAGUGGCUGAUCCUCCCCCUGCUGGGCAGUCUGCUUUAGCAGACUUCUUUCUGGAGGAGAGGGAGUGGCCUUAAAUCUGGAGAUUUGGUUGUUAGGUUAGUUUGGGUCUGAUUUAAAACCAAACUCCAGCUGUGGUAAAAGUGUAGGUAAUCAGCCAGGCUCCCUGAAGUACUGACUUGGCUAGGUAGGAACUAUGGGUUGUCACUGGAGCCCUGGGGAAGGAGGGGUGUGGAGAGACCAAUAGGACACCAGAGACUUUUAGUGUGCAGUGAGGUGUAUGUUUUCUGGCAGCGGAAUGAUUAUUACUCUCUAUCCCCUUCCCCCUCGGUGCCUCAGUUUCCUCAUCUGUAAAAUGGGGAUAAUAAUACUUGCACUACCUACCUCACAGGGUUGUUGUGGGGAAAGUGCUUUGUAAAGCUUAAAGCACUAUAGAAAUGUGAGUUAUUAUUCCUGCCCCCAUCCCUUCAAAAAAGUCCCCCAAUUUUAUUGUCCUUUAAUCUGCAACUCCUAAUUCUGUUAGAUCUGUUGGAAAGGAGGGAGGGGCUUUCAGUGGGGAUUAAUUGCUACUGGCACAGGGCUGUCUGAAGUCCAAGAGGAGGACAUAGACUGUCCAUUAACAGGUUGGCAAAGUGUGAUAAUUUAACAAAGGGGUACCCUUCUUUGCCUUCUCAUCCCCAUCAUGCUGCUGAUUUGUGAUUCAUAUAUGCUGGUGUGUGUGGUUUGUUUGUUUGUUUUUUAAAGAAAAUUUUAAUGGAUUGUGCUUUUAUUUUGUUUCUUUAGUUGGCAAUGAUUCUAGCCCAGAGAACCUUUAACUUUACCCAGGAAUUUUAGGUAGAUCUGCAGUGCUAAGUCAUACAGUCUCUGAAGAAGCUGGAAGAUCUACUGUCUCACCUACAGGCCUGAAUUCAUUUUUAAGUUCCUUUCCCAUCUAGAAUGAGGUUACCUUUGCUCUUUUCAUGAGAGCUUCUGCCUUCCCAGCCCCAAAGGGCAGUGUUGUAGUUCUUUCUGUAUUUAAGUCACUGAGGAGACCCCACCCAAGGCUCUCAAAUCCAAUGGGCCUUUUAACCAGGAAGUGGAUGUAAAAAGCUUGGAGUGAGGGAAAGGGGGAAGGCUAGCUGUUAAGACCCUGAGGGGUUUUGAGCUUAGAUAUUUCUAGGCUUAGAGACUGAAUAGUUUAUACAGAUAUGGGGUAGGAAGAAGUUUUUUUAAAAUAUGAAUGAAUCUGUGCAAUUGUGUGAUUGAAAUGACUAUUGGCGGCGUCUAGGAUUGUAUGGGUCUAGAUACACCUGGGAAUUCUGAAACUCAGUUGUGAGUAUUUUAUUUUAAAAAUUAGGUUGGGAUCUCCAGGCCUAAAACUAGAAUAUCUUGGGGUUAGUUCCACCCCACUCCUCGGUCGGUCGUUGCUAUUUUUUUUUUUUUUGUGCUUGGUUUUGAAGGGGAACGAGAAAGUGUAUCAAACAUUUUGUUGGUGCAAAUUUUUUUUUAACUCGAUAUUUUCAUCAUAAAUAAAUGGCACUUUACAUGA
Gracilinanus agilis (Agile Gracile Mouse Opossum) is the source of this 5585-nucleotide messenger RNA. It is a transcript of the gene MAP2K2, whose product is annotated as mitogen-activated protein kinase kinase 2. Gene Ontology annotation, biological process: protein phosphorylation. The transcript has 11 exons. Lineage: Eukaryota; Metazoa; Chordata; Mammalia; Didelphimorphia; Didelphidae. The record is from RefSeq and is a predicted model, not a curated record. The coding region runs from base 125 to 1327 and encodes 400 amino acids. Gene Ontology annotation, molecular function: ATP binding; protein kinase activity.